AUGGCUCAUGAAGACAUCCUACAGCCAGUGAUGAACAACCUGCAGCCAGGGAUGAACUUCAGCACUGAAGGAAACCAAGUGGGAAAGGUCCUUAUGCCACGGAUUGGUUAUACCAUACUUGCAAUCAUAAUGGCAAUAUUUUGUGCCGCUUCUCUAGUCCUCAACAUCACUGUCAUCAUGGUGACAAUUAGGUAUCGUCAGUUAAGACAUCCCAUCAACUACUCUUUAGUUAACCUCGCAAUCGCUGAUCUAGGAGUGACUAUCCUGGGAAGUCUCCUGACUGUUGAAACCAAUGCUGUUGGCUACUUUAACCUUGGAAGGGUAGGUUGUGUCAUUGAAGGAUUUGCUGUGGCAUUUUUUGGAAUUGCAGCACUUUGCACAAUCGCAGUUAUAGCUGUGGACCGUGUGUUUGUAGUAUGUAAACCCAUGGGGACCUUAACGUUCACCCCAAGGCAGGCUUUGGCUGGUAUUGCUGUAUCCUGGAUCUGGUCCCUCAUUUGGAACACACCACCCCUCUUUGGUUGGGGCAGCUAUCAGUUGGAAGGUGUUGAGACAUCCUGUGCCCCUGACUGGUACAGUACUGACCCUGUUAAUAUGUCCUACAUCAUCAGCUACUUCUCCUUCUGCUUUGCCGUCCCGUUUCUCAUCAUCGUGGUCUCCUAUGGAUAUCUUAUGUGGACUCUACGACAGGUGGCCAAACUCGGGGUGGCAGAAGGAGGAACCACUAGCAAGGCUGAGGUGCAAGUGUCUCGCAUGGUCCUAGUGAUGAUUAUGGCAUUCCUCAUCUGUUGGCUCCCAUAUGCAGCUUUUGCAAUGAUGGUUGUGGUAAAUCCUGGCAUGUAUAUCAACCCAGUUAUAGCCACCGUGCCGAUGUACCUGACCAAAACCAGCACUGUCUAUAAUCCAAUUAUAUACAUAUUUAUGAACAAGCAGUUCCAGGAAUGUGUAAUCCCUUUUCUAUUCUGUGGGAGGAACCCAUGGGCCAUUGAGGUAUCUACAGGAGAGACAAUAACCUUUAACACCAGCAGUUCUGCUUCCCGAAAAGGACAAGUCUCCCCCGCAUGA
Molecule: messenger RNA, 1065 nt
Organism: Pseudophryne corroboree (corroboree frog)
Lineage: Eukaryota; Metazoa; Chordata; Amphibia; Anura; Myobatrachidae
Product: parapinopsin-like
Exons: 4
Coding region: 1-1065 (354 amino acids)
Biological process (GO): G protein-coupled receptor signaling pathway; visual perception; cellular response to light stimulus
Cellular component (GO): photoreceptor outer segment; plasma membrane
Molecular function (GO): G protein-coupled photoreceptor activity
Source: RefSeq, a predicted model, not a curated record